Myotis lucifugus (little brown bat) is the source of this 1130-nucleotide messenger RNA. RefSeq names its product forkhead box S1 (gene FOXS1). The transcript is spliced from 2 exons. The coding region runs from base 315 to 1130 and encodes 271 amino acids. The record is from RefSeq and is a predicted model, not a curated record. Gene Ontology annotation, molecular function: DNA-binding transcription factor activity, RNA polymerase II-specific; RNA polymerase II cis-regulatory region sequence-specific DNA binding. Lineage: Eukaryota; Metazoa; Chordata; Mammalia; Chiroptera; Vespertilionidae. Gene Ontology annotation, biological process: regulation of transcription by RNA polymerase II; anatomical structure morphogenesis; cell differentiation.
ACCACCACACAGCACAUGUGGGCUGAGGGUCUCACUCAGUCCCUUCCUUCCCAACUUUUUACCCCUGGCAGCUGCUCAAAACUUCCCAAUCCAGGCCUCUCCUGCCCGCCCCUCUUGGGCCUUGGAGGAGGGGGUAAGGGAAGAAGGGAGGGCAGCCUGGCGGGCCCACCCCUUUUUGCCUUUCCAGGCUGGGAGGCUGGGCCAGUGGGCCUUUUAACCAGCCUGGGCGGGCUGUGCCGGACACCAGCCCUGGACGCAGUGCCUGGCUCCCGUGGUCCUGGCAGCCGCCAGCCCGGCCAGCCCAGCCAGCCAGCAUGCAACAGCAGCCCCCACCCGGGCCCCUGGCCCCUGCAGCCGAGCCCACCAAGCCCCCCUACAGCUACAUAGCCCUGAUCGCCAUGGCCAUCCAGAGCUCCCCGGGUCAGCGGGCCACGCUCAGCGGCAUCUAUCGCUACAUCAUGGGCCGCUUCGCCUUCUACCGCCACAACCGGCCCGGCUGGCAGAACAGCAUUCGCCACAACCUGUCACUCAACGAGUGCUUUGUCAAGGUGCCCCGUGACGACCGCAAGCCAGGCAAGGGCAGCUACUGGACCCUGGACCCCGACUGUCACGACAUGUUCGAGCACGGCAGCUUCCUGCGCCGACGCCGACGCUUCACCCGGCGAGCAGGUGCCGAGGGCACCACGGGCCCGGCCAAGGCACGCCGAGGACCCCUCAGAGCCACCAGCCAGGAGGACCCUGGAGUCCCCGAUACCACGACGGGCAGGCAGUGCCCGUUCCUGCCGGAGCUGCCAGAGCCCAAAAGCCUAACCUUUGGGGGACUGGUGGGGACCUUGCCAGCCAGCAUGUGCCCGGCCACCACCGAUGUCAGGCCCCGGCCAUCUGUGGAGCCCAAAGAGAUGCCCACACCCAAGCCUGCAGGCUCAGGGGAGCUCCCCAUGGGCACCUCGUCUUCCUCGUGCCCAGCCUUUGGCUUUCCUGCCAGCUUCUCGGAGGCUGAGGGUUUUAGCAAGGCCCCUGCGCCCAUCCUGACCCCCGAGGCGGGCCUUGGGAGCAGUUACCAAUGCAAGAGCCUUACUGAAACGCUCCCAGACAAGCUUGCUCUCAGCUCCAAGUCUUUGGACAUGUGA